GAGCAAAUCCCGCAUCCCCGUCGCCGCGCCCCCGCCCGUAGAAGAAUUCGAGCGUCUUCGCGUGCGGGACAGAGCGCCCUCUCAGCCGCAGCCGCCUGUGCCGCCUCCCAUGCCGUUGGGGGUGAGGUAUGGGCCUGCGAUGGAUAGAAGAGUAAGAGUGCGCCUGUUUCGGAGGAGGAGUCGGAGGAGGAUGAUGAGGAGGUUAGGGUGAAGCAUGUUAAGAGGCCGAAGUCGAAGUCGAAGAGUCGACGGAGGGAGAUCGAAGAGGAUGAUGAGGUGGUUUACAAGGAGAAGAAGAAGGGCGGGAAGAAGGCCAAGGGGAAGAAGGAGAAGUAUGUUGAGGCUAGUGAGACCGAGACUUCUUCUGAGGAAGAGGAGGAAUAUGCUGUUCCUGUGCGGAGGGGUGGACGGCCUAUGGUCGCGCCUAUGCCUGUGGAUGACGAGGAUAGUAGUGAAGAAGAGGUUAUGCAUGAGCGGAAGAAGAAGAAGGGCAAGAUGCCCGUGGAGCCUGAAUAUGAACGGGUUACUCGCAAGGCCAGCAAGCGUGGAAAGGAGACUGUUCGCUAUCCGUCGGUUCCGAAGAUGAAGUCCCACCGUCGCGAUGAGACUGAAAGCGAGACUGAGACUGAGAGCGAGAGCGAGACUACCAGUGACGACAGUGACGACGAGAUUGUUGUCCGCAAGAGCGAGCGAAGGGGACGCAGCAAGGGCAACAAGGCCAAGCACCGUAAGGAUGAUUCGUCUGGGUCUCCGAAUCUCAGAGCGCCUUCGAUGUCUCGCAAGAGACGACAAAAGUUUAUUGACACUGAGUAUGAAAUGGUUAAGCCAACUCGCGCACAAAGUCCUGACUUCCCUCGGUCGAAGAGCAAGAAGGGCGGCCGCCCCAAGGAUGAUAUGUUCAUCGAACCUUUUGAUCCUUACGCCAACUGGCCACCAGUCGAGACCUCCAGCAAGAAAAAGAAAUCCAAGGCCAAGGCAAUUCAACCCAGAGCCCGAUCUGCCGACAGGGACGUAUCUCGGGACUAUGGCCGCCGUAUGAAGGACGCCCGCAACGCCCGAGAUGACCUGGAAGUGGACCUAUACAGUCGCCGAAAAGCCCACUAUCCUGCCGCCGAUUUUGUACCUCCCAAGGCCGGGGCCCUCGUCGCUCCUAAAUCGCGACGCGGGAGAGGUACCAGCAUGAGCGAAAUGGGCUGGCCGCAGCCCGCAGGUCGCAAGCUCAAAUAUCUCCCUGAGGAGAGCUCUUCCGAGGAAUCGUCCGAGGAUGAGAAGCCAACACCAUACCUCGGGACGAAACCAAAACACCAGGCCCCAGCGCAAAAAGACCGGCUCUGGACCGAAAUCACCAAGGACCUCGUGGUGCGAGAAGCGAUUGAGCGGGCUGGGUAUGAGUAUGAAGAGACGGACCAGUUUUACUACAUCUUUGCCUACCUUCAUUAUGAGGACGUCUCUGGCCUCGUUGACAUGUCUGAAGAAAUCCGACAGCCCGGCACCGGCGGCACCACCCCCGGUUUUUAGUAAGUAUGGCCAGCCCGUGAUGGAACAGCCUCGACCGUGGCCGUAUAGCGGGCACGGAGUGGCCCAGCCCCAGGAAACGGUGUAUGAGGACAGUCGCUGGCGACUGCCGCGGAUGGGACGGUG
Molecule: messenger RNA, 1641 nt
Organism: Aspergillus glaucus CBS 516.65
Lineage: Eukaryota; Fungi; Ascomycota; Eurotiomycetes; Eurotiales; Aspergillaceae
Exons: 5
Coding region: 415-1518 (367 amino acids)
Source: RefSeq, a predicted model, not a curated record